UUUGACACGCUUCUGUAAAUGUCUUCCAAGUUGAAAUAAGUGUUUUCGUGUUUCCCAAAUCUUCCCCAAACAGGUGAUGCAACUUGUUGAAGGAGGGCCACGAACUACUUGUGCCGCUAACACCUGCGUUGCUGCCAGCACAAGGGCGACGCGGGAGGCCCGGGAAAGAGGAGGAGACGGGAGAACAGGUGCCGCUGAGUAGAAGCCUGCAGGGGGUUCACCAUGGUGCAAGAGAAGACUGAUGGGAAAGACGAAGACAUGAUGCUUCCACCAAUCCAACCAAACAGACCCGCGUUGUCAUGGGAAUCAAAGAUCGGGAAAAAGCUGAAGUUGGCUACUCCCUGCCUGGGCAACUUCAGGCCGGUGGUUGGCCAGUGUUGUGGCCUGUGUACCCCGGACAGUCUGCGAAAGACGCCUAGACCAACCUCUCCCCUUGGCUUUAAAAACCUGCUAAGCAUCAAGGAGACGCAGACCAGGUAUCGAGGCUGGCUGGUGCGGAGGGUGUGCUGCGUGCUGUUUGUGAGUGGGUGCAAGAUUUACACCAGCCCUGUUAGCAACAGACUGGACAGAGUCUGUCAGAGCAAAAGGGUGAAGGAGGCGCUCACAGCGGAGCACAAUGCGCAGGAGGGGAGAGAUGGCCAAGGGCAGCUCAGCCACCUCUCACCACUCCCCUCCAUCGUUAACACCUGCAUCUCCCCUGGCUUCUUGCGAUUCCUGAGCUGGGUGAUGUUGAAGAUGUUUUCCUCCGUGUUUGGCAGUAUCCAAGUUAACCUCGACCAUCUGCCGGCUCUGCACAGAGCCUCACAAGAGGAAUGCCCGCUGGUUUAUGUGUACGUGCGUCAGAGCGCUGCGGACUGCGCUCUCAUCCCUCUGGUGCUCUUCGGUCACAACCUGAGGGUCCCAUACACUGUUUGUCCACUCCACAUUAAAAGCUCUUUUCUAAGAUCAAUCCUGCAGAAAGUCGGAGUGGUCCUCCUGCCGCCUUCUGCACUGACUGAGCAGGAUGCUGAGAGCGACCGUCUGUACUCACUGGUCAUGACCUCUCUGGUGCGUGAGCUGCUAGAUGAGAGUCAGGCGAUAAGCGUCGGUGUGUCAGCGGAGUCUGGUCGAGGUGGCCGGUGGCUGGCUCACGUCACACAACUCAUCAAAGAGGGAUCUGUCCCCGAUGUCAGUCUGGUGGCUGUGGGCAUCUCCUACGACCGUAUCCCACAGAUCAACACACAGGUUGGCUUAGGCUCUCUGUUUCGGUGGUUGUGGUCGCUACCCUGGAGGAGACCGAAUGGAAGCGUGAGGGUCCACCUCGCUCAGCCCUUUUCUCUCAAGGAGAUGUGUGACUCAGGGAGGUGCAGAGUAGAUGAAUGGCUCCCUCUGCAGGACCUGUUGCUGCCUGUUAUCCUCAACAAUAGAGCCGCCUGUGUGUUCGGGCGGAGGCGGAUGUCGUGGCUCCUGCCACCGUCUCUUUAUGCAACUGAACGCGGAGAGCAAACUCAUCGAGAGAGAGACCUCAGCAUCGCCAUCAUCCUCCACCUCAUCUACUCUGCAACCUCCUGCACAGCUGUUAUGUCCACCAGUCUGGUGUCGAGUCUUCUGCUGUUCAGACACCAUAAGGGCGUGAGCGCCUCGGCCCUGAGUCGAGACAUGGCCUGGCUCACCAAGGAGGUGCUGUUCCGGAACAAGGACGUGGGUUUCGGGGGAAGCUUGGAGGAGGUGGUCCGCUGCUCCCUCUCUCUGCUCGCCCCUCACCUCGUCAUAGCCGCGGCGCCGUCUAGGAGCGACCCCGUUAUUGUUCCCCGUCCUACACGUGCUGCCACGCUUCACCUCAGCCUCCAUGCCCAGAUUGUCACACACACCUUCAUUUCGGAGGCUGUUGGCGCGUGUGCGGUGUCGGCCAUGCUGUGCGAGCUGGUCGACAGUGGCGUCAGCAGCAGGGUGAGGAGCGGCGGCGUGGACGGAGAGCAGGUCAACGGCGACAUGGAGUUCGAUGUGGUGCUCUGCCAGUCCGAGCUGAUGGAGCGAGCCCUGCAGCUCUGCCACCUCCUGCCUCCGGGCUUCAUGCCACCCUGUCAGUCAUCCCUUAAUUUCGCUCUGGAGGCAGUUGACAGUCUAGUACGCUUUGGCAUCCUGAUCAUGGAAGAAAUUCCCAGAGAGGCUCCCAUCUGUGAUUACUGGAAGAAGGAGGGCGCUGUGACCUGGACCACCUCUGACGACCCUUACUGCAGCGACUCUGACUGUGAGGCAGAGGAGCAGGACUCGCAUUGCUACAAGAUAAGCCAGCCGAGCCAGUUUCCGGAGUUGCUCUUCUUCCUCUGCUCGAUGCUCGCUGGUCAUCUGAGGACGCUGUGCUGGGCGACCAGCGGCCUGGACCUGAUUCACACACCUCUGCCAGAGGCAGAGAUUGUGGCUGUGAUGCACUCCCACCUGUGUGACACAGCGAGUCGGACGAAGCAGCACUACGAGAGCUGCUCGGAGGAGGCUGCACACAUAGCAGUCAGAUCACUGAUAGACCUCGGGGUCCUUUUGGAGGAGCGUCAGAGUGGGGGCGUCUCCCUGUGCGUCGCCCCUUUGUUCCAGUCGUCAGAAAACAGGCAGAAACUGCAGCGCUUCAUCUCCCAGUACCUCUUCAAUUAAUGUGUUUGAGCGAGCGGCGUAACUCUGUUGUGAGUCCCACCUCAUCCUCUGCUGGCAUCGGGGAGGCUGGUGUUCGCCCGUGAGAUGCACGCUGAGCCGUUUAGGUUUGUUGCCUUUUGAUUUUUCAGUGAUGAGACACUGAUUCGAAGUUACUUUAAUAAUAGCAUUAGCAUAAAGCCACAGGAGACGAGCGUUUUGAGGUCCCUGUAAUCAGCCGCCAGGACUCGGUGCUGCUCCCGUUUCUCGACCACGUUGAUGUUGCUGUGAAGGCCGCUCUACUUUUUGUUUGUAACGCCUCCUUUAAGCGCAGUUUUCCUUUUAUUCUCAAGUUGAUCAGUUAGUCAUGUUCACGCUGACAAUAAAGAAAUGUGCCUUCUUU
This is a messenger RNA of Pungitius pungitius (ninespine stickleback), 3007 nucleotides long. RefSeq names its product glycerol-3-phosphate acyltransferase 2, mitochondrial (gene gpat2). Gene Ontology annotation, biological process: phospholipid biosynthetic process; glycerol-3-phosphate metabolic process; piRNA processing. Gene Ontology annotation, cellular component: mitochondrial membrane. The record is from RefSeq and is a predicted model, not a curated record. Bases 223 to 2628 code for a protein of 801 amino acids. Lineage: Eukaryota; Metazoa; Chordata; Actinopteri; Perciformes; Gasterosteidae. Gene Ontology annotation, molecular function: glycerol-3-phosphate O-acyltransferase activity. The transcript is spliced from 23 exons.